AUGGCAAACGAACGAUGGCACACCGCAAAGUGUCGUGUGCUCGUGGUCGUGUCGAUAACGCUCACCCUGCUGGUAACGCUCGUCGUGACGCUGUCAUCGGGCGGCACGUUGGCACAUCGCGACGCAGCUCACGAUGAUUCACUGCCCGAGUGUACGGUGGCCUUCGAUCGUGGUCUUGCCGUUGGUACGCGGCGUCAAACGUACGGCGGGAAGACGUACUGUGCCUACGAGGGCAUACCGUAUGCCCAGCCUCCGGUCGGUAAACUACGAUUUGAGGAUCCACAGCCCUACCACUUCGAGGGGGCUCGGCUGUUUCGGAACGUCUCAAGCGCGUGCCCCCAAGCGUACGAAGCACCCGCGCAUUUGGAUAAGCUGCAAACGAGUGAGGAUUGUUUGUAUUUGAACGUUUACACUGGGACCGAUGGGACAGCCGGUGCGCUGUGGCCGGUGCUGCUCUGGAUUCAUGGUGGAUCGUUCGUGGUGGGAUCGUCCGAGACGGACAUCUUUGGGCCGGAGUUCCUGGUGGAGAAGGGCAUCAUCGUGGUAACAUUCAACUAUCGCUUGGCUGCGCUCGGGUUCCUCUCACUUCCGGACCUCGGCAUUAAUGCGAAUCUCGGCCUGCUGGAUCAGCUCGAGGCACUGCGUUGGACCGCUCGCCAUGCCAUCCAUUUCGGGGGCGAUGCGGCACGGGUCACCCUGUGCGGGUGGAGUGCCGGUGCCGCCUCGGUGACGUACCAUCUCUACUCACCGGCCGCCAAGGGCCUGUUCCACAAUGCGAUCAUCAUGAGCGGCAGCAUGACGCAAUCCUGGGCGUACGCUUUCGAUCCGAACCGGUGCGGGCGCGAGUACCUGCGGACACAUGACGCCACCAGCCGCGACCAGCUACAGUCCCGUCCGCUCGCCCAGCUAAUGUCCAUGGAUCGGCGGUUUCACAUAAAUUUCUUCUCCCUGUACUACUACUGCUUCCUGCCGACCGAUGACAGUUAUCGGCCGGAGCCGGACUUACGGAUCGUUGGACGGGAUCCGUUCGCCCGGGUACGCACCGGACCACCGGAAAGCGAUGUCCCGCUGCUGGUCGGUUACACAACGCUCGAGCACGGUAAUCUUUUUCUCGAGCGUGACUUCUCGCACACCUCGCCCAACUUCCCGAACGACAAUGUCACCGUUCACGCGCUGCUGGAAGAUUACCUCGACCGGCGGGUGCAGUCCAACAGGUCCACGACGAGGCGUCGCUUCUACCAGGAGCUAGCAUCGGUGGCGGACAUUAUCUACGGCAUACAGUACUUCACCCGCCACGCAGCGGCCCAUCAACGGGCGCCACUGUAUCGGUAUCUGUUCGCGUACGAUGGUGCGUUCGGGUACGCGAAACACUGGUACUACCGGAACGAGAUAGUGCGCCCGGAUUUGCCCGGACCGAUGCACGGUGACGAGCUGGGUUAUCUGUUCACACCUUACAUCUACCGCGGGCGACGGUGGCAGGAUAUCGAUGGGAAAGCGUAUCGAACGGAACGCCGCGUUCAGCGCCGGAUGCUACGCCUGUGGUGCAACUUUAUCAAAUAUGGAAAUCCGACCCCAGCAGCCCCGACGGCUGGCAAUGGGACGAAUGGGCGGCGGGCGGUUCGAUGGUAUCCUUACAAUGAUCCGAUUCCGGAACGGGCACACCACUAUCUGCGGAUCGAUCGGCGGAUUCAGCUGCUGCCGGAAACGGAUGGCGAAAACCCGUUCCAUCAGGUUUGGGAGCGCGUGUUCCGGUGUCUGUACGAGUUCGAUUGUGAAUUCUUAAGUACCGACAAACAGCCGGAGGAUGUUUGAUAGUGAGUGCGUGUCACGACUUAUGCGUGUGCGAGCGAGCGAGGGACACGGUAUGGAUGUUAGUGAUGUGAAAAACAAACCCACAAUCUCCAUUCCAUCGCCGGGCAUGUUAAGCGUGAUAAAGAAGGGCGUGUAUGAAGGGCCUUUUGUCGAUCGAUCGGGCCCCCCCCCCAACAAAAAGGACGCUAUGCGAAAGGGAUCUUUUAUGCUGUCCGGAAUUAGGAUAAUGCGUGCUUUGUGUUCCUGCUUCCCUUUAUAAUCCUCUCGCCACAGCUUACCCCAUUUUCCGCAAUAACUUCAGGUGAAAACAUCUAAAAAAGCGGAAAAGCCGAUCAUGACAAUGAAAUGGUAGCCCGUGCCGGUUGUAUAGGUUGAGUUCCUUAGGAUGAUGUAGUCAAAAUAUAGGUAAGAGACAUGCUGCAAUUCCAAUAUGAAUGUGAUGCUUUCUUUAUUGUGACUUUCUUUUCAACAUUGUAAAGGAGAUUGAGCAUCAACAAAAAUGGUAGCUUGCAUAGCUAUCAUUUGCGACUUCUAUUUAUGUAGUUUGA
Molecule: messenger RNA, 2360 nt
Organism: Anopheles moucheti
Lineage: Eukaryota; Metazoa; Arthropoda; Insecta; Diptera; Culicidae
Product: esterase B1-like
Exons: 4
Coding region: 1-1812 (603 amino acids)
Source: RefSeq, a predicted model, not a curated record